Molecule: messenger RNA, 1943 nt
Organism: Chara braunii
Lineage: Eukaryota; Viridiplantae; Streptophyta; Charophyceae; Charales; Characeae
Source: the annotation of a GenBank genome assembly
UGGUGUUUUUUUUUGCAGUUGUGAUUCUUCCAGUGGCAAGGUCAUCAAAGCUAAAUCCACUGGACUGAUCUGACAUGUGGGUGAACGAUGGACAGGGAGCUAGCAGGGCAACUUACCGACCUCCAUCGACCAGGAGACUUCAACCAGGCGCUUAUGGAACUGGGGUCCGUCCUGUGCACACCCACCUCCCCUUCUUGCUCCUCCUGCCCGCUUGCAAGUAACUGCCAUGCUUUGGCGAGGGUGAAUGCCUACAACAAUCGGAAAAUCCAGAAGAGAGUCGUGCAAGCUCGAGUCACACCACCAUGUGCAAACAUGACCAGGGGAGAGCAAGGAUUAGAGCACGUGGAAAGAGUUAGCGAGCUUUCUGCUUGCGGGGUAUGGACUCCUCGUGAAGUUGGAAUAGAGAGGCCUGGGAACGCAGCUGCGGAAAAACCACCGGCUGUGACGGAUUAUCCUGUUAAAGUCGUCAAGGCCCCGCCAAGAGAAGAACAGGUCGCUGUGUGUGUGGUUGAAGUGACAAUCAGUUCUGAGUCGUCUGACCCGGAACCCACCAAGCAGGAGGCGACACUGCUGAGCGGGGGAGCCAGUAGAGAGGCCGUCCCUUUCAGCACACGAAUCGGACGUUGCAUUACAAGUCAAGGCAAAGGGAUGGAUGCAAGUACCGUUGCCUCAAAUACGCCACUACUGGGCGAUGCUGUUGAUACGCCUGCAAGAAUGACGCCUGCAGAUUGCCAAAAUGAUGAACCAAGCAGUGGCAAGGGAGAUGGUGUUGUGCAUGCUGCUGGCAGCAGUGUCAGCCGUGCUCCGAACACAUGCUCUGGAAAAGCACAAAAAUGCGGAGAUGGUCGAUCGUCGAAGUCGUUCUUUUUGCUCGUGCAGAGAGCCAAGGUUGGCUUGCUUGCUGGGCUUUGGGAGUUCCCAUCUAUACUGCUGCAUCCAAGAAAGGAUGAGGAGCUCAUUGAGUUGCCAAAAGGUGACUCCAAUGCUUGUUCGACUUCCGGCGGAAACUCAAGCAGUCUCGCUAUGAACUCGAUGCCGCCAGCUUCAAAGGACAGCGGCAGAGAUUCUAAGCGAGUCAGAACGAUGCGGGAGAGUGCCGUGGAACUCAUGGAUCAGUUCCUGACAAAUGACUUGGGACUGGACUGCCAGAAUCGUCGACUUCAGCUGCAGAGGAGAGAGGAAGUGGGGGAGAUAACUCAUGGCCACGAGGAUGCAACACAGGCACUCAAUGCCCGUGUACUGGACCUGGAACAGUUUGUACAAGGACCAGAUGCUGGUACGUCCACCAGUGAACCCUCUAGCCGCCAACUGGAGGAACGCGUUGACCACGUAGUGGCGAUGCUCGGCGACAUCAGUGCUUUCGCUGCACCUACCACCAUCAGCAGUCAGCUGCACACCUUGAAGACCGAGGUCCAGCAGCUGCAGUCGACGAACUCGGAGGGCAAUCCUAAGUUGUACAAGAUGCCAACCUUCCAACUCGAGAAGUUCGAUGACUACACGCAUCAGGAUCCGGUCCUCUGGUGGGAAGCAUUCACGACGCAACUUCGGAUCCUGCCAGUCGCCAAGCACGCAUACAUCGGUGCCCUUUUCCUUAACUCAAAGGGCGCAUGCCAGACUUGGUUGACCCAUCUGGCAGCCACUCACGGCGUCGACGUGGUAGAUCUUCGAGACAAGAUCACAUGGGAGGAGUUGACACGGUUGUGGAAGAAGAGGUUCAUCGUCGACGACGCGCCUGCCCUUGCCAUCAACCGCCUCUUCACCAUAACCCAAGGCAACACGGCAACACGGCAACACGAGACUGGCUCACGGAAUGGCAAAAGAUCGCGGCAACGCCGGAUCUGGACUUGCCAUUUACGCAACUGCGCCGAGAGUUCUAGAAUAGGUCAUGUGCUGCACUGAGCCAAGCACUUGGUGAUCGCGAGCAGUACUCAACCUUCGCUGAG